Messenger RNA from Salvelinus namaycush (lake trout), 2200 nucleotides. Its product is annotated as leucine-rich repeat neuronal protein 1-like. Gene Ontology annotation, molecular function: protein binding. The transcript has a single exon. NCBI's taxonomy places the organism in Eukaryota, Metazoa, Chordata, Actinopteri, Salmoniformes, Salmonidae. Bases 65 to 2200 code for a protein of 711 amino acids. The record is from RefSeq and is a predicted model, not a curated record.
GCCCUCCUCAGGAACCCGGCCUCUCCUCUAAGAGCAGUGUGACCAGACAGAGAGAGGAGACAGCAUGGCUCUAAGCCCCCUCCCUUGGCCCCCACUGGCAUGGCUGUGUGUAGGGCUGCUGUUUCCCCUGCUGCCCCUUGUGCGGGGCGGGGAGUGCCCGCGGCUGUGCGUGUGUGAGGUGCGCCCCUGGUUCACCCCCCAGUCCACCUACAGGGAGGCGGCCACGGUGGACUGCAACGACCUGCGGCUGACAUGCAUCCCCUCCAACCUGUCUUCUGACACCCAGGUGCUGCUGCUCCAGAGCAACUCCAUCGCCCACACCAGCGGGGAGCUAGAGGCCCUGUUCAACCUGACGGAGCUGGACCUAUCCCAGAAUAACUUCAGCAGUGUGGAAGCCGUGGGCCUGGCCAACAUGAACCAGCUCACCACCCUGCACCUGGAGGAGAACCAGAUCAGCCAACUGCCCGACCACUGCCUGCAGGACCUGAGCAACCUGCAAGAGCUCUACAUCAACCACAACCAGAUCAGCACCAUUGCCCCAGGGGCCUUCUCUGGCCUGCGUAGCCUGCUGCGCCUCCACCUCAACUCCAACAGGCUCCGGGUCAUCGACAGCCGCUGGUUCGAGGCCACGCCCAACCUGGAGAUCCUGAUGAUCGGCGAUAACCCCGUCAUUGGCAUCCUGGACAUGAACUUCAAGCCCCUGGGGAGUCUGAGGAGCCUGGUUCUGGCCGGCAUGGAUCUCACCGACGUUCCCGGGAGUGCUCUGGUGGGUCUGGAUAACCUGGAAAGCCUGUCCUUCUACGACAACAAGCUGGUCCGAGUUCCCCAGCUGGCCCUGCAGAAAGUGCAGAACCUGAAGUUCCUGGACCUGAACAAGAACCCGGUGCACAAGAUCCAGGAGGGGGACUUCAGGAACAUGCUGCAUCUGAAGGAGCUUGGCAUCAACAACAUGGCUGAGCUGGUGUCCAUCGACCGUUACGCACUGGACAACCUGCCUGAGCUGACCAAGCUGGAGGGCACCAACAACCCCAAGCUGUCCUUUGUCCACCGGAUGGCUUUCAGGGACCUGUCCUCCUUGGAGAGCCUGAUGCUCAACAACAACGCCCUCAAUGCCAUCUACCAGCGCACCGUGGAGGCGCUGCCCAACCUGCGCGAGAUCAGCCUGCACAGCAACCCGCUGCGCUGUGACUGUGUCAUCCAGUGGAUGAGCUCAAACAGGACCAGCGUGCGAUUCAUGGAGCCCCGGGCUAUGCUGUGUAGCUCACCGCCCGAGCUCCGGGGCCAGCGGGUCAGGGAGGUGAGGCUACAGGACUCCCCAGAGCAGUGCCUGCCCCUCAUCUCCCACAACACCUUCCCCAGCCACCUGAGCCUAGAGCUGGGCAUGAGUGUCAGCUUGGACUGCCGGGCCAUGGCCGAGCCCGAGCCAGAAAUCUACUGGGUGUCUCCUAUGGGGAGCAAGAUCACGGUGGACACGGUGUCGGAGCGGUACCAUCUGAGCAGUGAGGGCACCCUGCGGCUGUCCCACGUCCAGGUGGAGGACUCAGGCCGCUACACCUGCGUGGCUCAGAACACAGAGGGGGCCGACACACGCGUCACCACCAUCCGGGUCAACGGCACCCUGCUGGACAGCGUCGAGGUGAUGAAGAUCUACGUCAAGCAGACCGAGUCCCACUCCAUUCUGGUCUCCUGGAAGAUCAACUCCAACGUCAUGACCUCCAACCUUAAGUGGGCCUCGGCCACCAUGAAGAUUGACAAUCCCCACAUCACCUACACUGCACGCGUGCCCGUCGAUGUGCACGAGUACAACCUGACUCACCUGCAGCCGGGCACUGAGUAUGAGGUGUGCCUCACCGUCUCCAACAUCCACCUGCAGACCCAUAAAUCGUGCGUCAACGUGACCACGCGCAGCAACACCUUCGCCCUGGACGUGUCGGGCCAGAGGCCUAGCGCCGCCCUGCUAGUCGUCAUGGCCACCAUGCUUGCCUUCCUCAGCCUGGCCACCGUGGGGGUGUACGUGGCCCGGCGCUGGAAGAGGAAGAACUAUCACCACUCCCUGAAGAAGUACAUGCAGAAGACCUCCUCCAUCCCCCUCAAUGAGCUCUACCCGCCCCUCAUCAACCUGUGGGAGGUGGACAAGGAGGGCGGGGCAGAGAGCAAGCCCUCCCCCGUGGACACCACACGCAGCUACUACAUGUGGUGA